GUACCUGGCGGAGGACGCCCUGCGGGGGUUUGCGCGCCCAGCGCUCGCGCGUGCAGGGUAGGCUGGGUGCCAGACGAUUAUUCUCCCGCCCCGGCGUCUGUUUAUCAACAAACUGCCGGAGCUCUGCAGCGACUCAUUCCGACGCGCUGAAUAAGCUGCGGGCGCUGGCGGUCUGUUCUCGACUCCCCUUCAGGUCCGUGGCGGCGGGAUCGGAACCGCAGUGCUGGUCCCCAAGGGCGGGAAAGGGCGUCUGCAGAUUCUGCGCACCCCCGCCGCCACAGAGCAUUCCACCACUGCGCUGCGCUCCCCUUGCCCUGUGGUCAUCUCAGACCCGUCAACUCCCUCGCGUUUCUGCCGUCAGGGCAGUGGAGUUUCGAGACUGCCCCAAUCGCCCGGCAACCCCGGCACCCCCUCGGAGAGGACUCCAAGACAUCUAGGCCAGGAGCGAGUUCACCGCCCCCCUGCAUCUGCCAGUUCAGAAUUUCCCUACCAGGGGCUGCCCUGGGGGGCGGGCCCCGGCUCCAUGCCUCGGUGAGGUCACUGCGAGCGAUAGCCAAUCCUGGACGUCUAAGUGGGCGGGGCCCCCGUCGGGUCCCGGGAACCGAACCCGAGAGCCAAAAAAGGGGGCCCCCAUAGAUUUAGGGGGGAGGGGAAAGCCAUGGGGGCACCCCUCCGAAACCCCUUUCCCAGGCGCGCGCUCUCCGCUGGAAAGGCGCAGAGAGACACUUUGCCCCGGAUCUUAAGUGUGGAAGGGGCUAGCUUGGGGGCCCAUUCGGCCCCAACACCCCAGGCUUGCAAAAGAGAGAGCUGGCAGAGGAAGCGGACUACGUGCUGGGCUAUGGCCUAGGCCCUGCGGCCCGCGCCCCGGCCGCAAUGUCCUCUUUGCCCUGCUCCCUCCCUGUUCGGGACGCCUCCAAAGCCGUCUUCCCGGACAUCGCCCCCGUCCCAUCGGUAGUGGCUGCCUACCCGCCAGGCCUGUCCCCCGCAACCGCAGCCGCCUCCGACUUGCCCUACUCUGGGCCGUAUGGCCACCUCCUGCCCUAUGCCUACACCGGGCCGGCGACCCCUGGAGACGCUUACCUGCCCUGCCAGCAACACGAGGCGCCCUCUCAGCCUUCUCAGCAGCAACGGGAGGCAGACACUGAGAAGCCACCGCUGUCGCCGGAGCACUUGGAGCGGCGCCCCCAAGCUCCGACCAAGAAGCUGCGCAAACCGAGGACCAUUUACUCGAGCCUGCAGCUGCAACAUCUAAACCAGCGUUUCCAGCAUACACAGUAUCUGGCGCUGCCCGAGAGGGCCCAGCUGGCCGCGCAGCUCGGCCUCACCCAGACCCAGGUAAAGAUCUGGUUUCAGAACAAACGUUCCAAAUACAAGAAGCUCCUGAAGCAGAACUCUGGGGGGCAGGAAGGGGACUUUACUGGUAGGCCCCCCUCCCUGUCUCCCUGCUCCCCACCCCUUCCAUCCCUCUGGGAUCUACCCAAGGCAGGGGCCCUGGCCACUGGGGGCUAUGGCAACAGCUUUGGAGCCUGGUAUCAGCAUCACCCCCCGGAUAUUUUGGCUCCACCUCAGAUGAUGUGAUCCUGGGGAAGGGCAGGUCGGGCAAAGCCCCUCCUACAAAGCCCAGGACCCCGCCCACCUGCACCUCUUCUGGGCCAAGAGAAAACCAGCUCCAGAUGGGUUUUCUCAGGAGGACAAGGAUCUAGAGGAGAAAAAGGAUAGGAUGGAGUCCUGUCCCCCUUGCCACAUAAUCCAAACAGCCUAAUCAAGGACUUCGGUCUUAGCUACUGCCCCCACCCAACCACUGCCAAGGACUAGACAGACACCUCUCUAGCUGGUCAAAGGCUCCGGAGAGUCAUCAGCUGGAGUUCAGGCUGCUCCCAGAACCCUUAAUCUUGCCAACCCUUCCUUGAAAGGACUACAGUCCCACCACAGCCUGGGGUUGAAACCAGCAAGAAAUACCGCGUGUUUUUUUCUUUGUGUGCUUUGGGCCUUGCCGAACCCAUUUGUGAGCAAGAGCAGAAGUGGAGUGGAUGGAGGUCUUCAAGUUGAGAGAAGGAUGCUGCAAAUGUGGAGUUUGUAACCCUAUGUGUAAUUUAUGCUCUCCUCCUCAAAAAACCCUCUUUCCCCUAUGUCUAUCAUUUUGAGUAGAUAAUGGAUCCAAUUAUCCAAAUAAUUCAACUGGUAUUUAUUAAAAGCCCCUCCCCCCACAACACCUAACAAGCCCAUAUGCACGUACUCUUGGGAACACAGCAGGGUAACACUUUGGGCAGAGUGGGGACAAACAGUCUCUCUGGAUGAGUUAAGUAGAGACACCUCAAAUAGGUGCGGUGGGUCCAUCGAUUCAGUUCCCCAUGGCUGUCUAUGGCUAAACAAACUGCUCACAUUUAUAACCGAUCCGACUAGCAGCCCCAGGUUCUUACCACCCCUCAUACCAUGAGCUUCCAGAGAUUAAAGUUUGUACAAAAACCUGG
Pteropus alecto (black flying fox) is the source of this 2471-nucleotide messenger RNA. RefSeq names its product distal-less homeobox 4 (gene DLX4). Gene Ontology annotation, biological process: cell differentiation; embryo development; negative regulation of transcription by RNA polymerase II. The record is from RefSeq and is a predicted model, not a curated record. The transcript is spliced from 3 exons. Lineage: Eukaryota; Metazoa; Chordata; Mammalia; Chiroptera; Pteropodidae. Gene Ontology annotation, molecular function: RNA polymerase II cis-regulatory region sequence-specific DNA binding; DNA-binding transcription factor activity, RNA polymerase II-specific. Bases 874 to 1578 code for a protein of 234 amino acids.